This is a messenger RNA of Oncorhynchus tshawytscha (Chinook salmon), 3831 nucleotides long. RefSeq lists its product as uncharacterized. The coding region runs from base 1638 to 3047 and encodes 469 amino acids. Lineage: Eukaryota; Metazoa; Chordata; Actinopteri; Salmoniformes; Salmonidae. The record is from RefSeq and is a predicted model, not a curated record. The transcript is spliced from 3 exons.
AUUGUACUUGCCUUUGAGUCAUGGUAUUGAAAUUAAGACUUGAAAACUUCAAAAGCACCUAUAAGUAGAAGAACAGUUAUUGCAUUAACACAAUAGGAAAUCAUUCUGAUGUUUGCUUCUCUUUUAAACAAUGUUGGUACUAUGUUGGUAAUGGUUGGUACUACAUUGGUAUUGACAUUCACAACUCCCUGUUUCUAUUGCAGAACUCAAUACAGGACUCUAUACAUGUAACUACAAACUGCUUGUCAUCAGCACUGAGUGAUUUCCACAGUCUUCAUGUCCUCCAUUUUGGCUCUGUACAUUGUCCAUGUGUCCCGGUGCCGUGCCGUUAGUGGACCCCUGCCCCAGGGGCGGGAAACUGACAUUACGCUCCAGUUCUGGGUUCAGACAGAGGAAAGUCUGGUUCUUAUCUUUAUUAUUGCUGUUGUUACUAGUAGUGGUGGUGACUACCGACUCGCUAAAGAUAGUGUCUGAGAAGACAGAGUCUAGGUUGAACGGGGUGCCACCGAAGAGGGAUUCCUGGCAGGUGGAUUUUGGCCGAUCGGUGGCUACCUCUGGGUCUCCUGGGGUUUGCUUGGUGGUGGUGGUUGAUUUUCAGUGUCUGGUUCUUCCAGAUUGUUCUGCUUGUUCUGCUGGCUCAUUGCGGUGAUCUCCUUUGAGACAUGACUGAGUCAUGGUAUUGAAAUUGAAACCUGAAAUGUUGUGCUGGCUACAUCAUGUAGAUGCUCUGUUACAUCAUCAGCAGUGAGUGGACAACUCAGGAAAAACGACUGGCUCCACUCUGCAGCCUCUGGGAUGUUCAUAUAUAUCACAGUACAAUGUUACCUGAACAAAUACUCUACUACACAUGUGUGUGGAGCCUCAGUCAUAUACCAUUGAAUUGGCAGAAAGUAUUGAGCCUUCGUCAAAAAUACUAGUAUUUUCUGAUUGUUCUUGGUGAAUGUCAGUUUUGUUUGAUAAGUAACAGACAAUAGGACUCAAGCGUAUAUCAAAUUGUCCUUCUGUUUGUCUAACCAACAUAUAAUGCCGAAAGCCAGAGCCGUGUAUUGUAAUAGAAGACUGCCUGUACAUUUCUUUAAAUUCUCUAUUCGUAGCAUCCUUUUCUGAGAGCUCUAUUUCACUCAAUAGUCGAAUAUGGUGAUUUAAAAAAAAAAGUUUUCUGAAUGCUUUGUACACAUGUGCAAGUGUGUGUACAAGGCACUGAACUGGAGAGAUAGGGCAGAAUGACUAUAGGCGCGGGUACGCCUACACUGCCCAGGUGAGGAAAAGUGCAGGGCUGAGGACACUCAUUUCUGUGACAGUGCGCACGUCCCGCGCUUUUACGCACGGUCUCUUUGCAGUAAUGCAUAAACGUUGUUAUGGUGUUAUGACACUAGCUUACUCUAUAUUUUAUAAUCAAUUAAACAUAAGAAAUUAAACUGGUUUACAUUUUGUUGAUGGCUAUAGCUUGUGGUAAAGCGAAUUAGAAUUCCAUUCUGAUUCGAAACAAUGUGCAAUGACGUGUUCCAUCUCUAUGCGACCGAGAGGGUCACAAUGCCGACGCUUCACAUGGAACUUCAGAACCCAAGAGAUAUGUCCAGAACUCUCAAUAAAUCGUCAGUUCUUGAUCGACAAACAACGAGAGAGACAGCAUUAUUAUGGCAAGCUUUUCAUUCAUCUUCCCUGAAGACAGACGUUGUUCCAUUAAGGAGAACGAAGUCAAUUCAGGGUGGAUGUCAACGGUGACCCAACUCAACGCCCUUGGUGGUCCAGAGUCAGAGAGUCAGAACAUUGUUCAGAGCUUUGCAGAGGUACUUGGUGACAAGUACCACUACGUGAAUGCCAUCGACAGCUCUCUACUCUGGACUGUUGGGUACACCCCCUACAUUCCCCCAGCUCUGAAAGGAAGAAGCUUCCCUUCUGUCGAGAGCUUCUUCCUGGAUGAGUGGGAGCCACUGACACUCCUGCAGACUCCUCAGGUUCUGUCCACCAGUGUUUCCAUCGAGGAAGACAACCUGAUCCAGUCUGCUGCAGGCCUAGUGUCUCAGGUUCUGUCCACCAGUGUUGCCAUCGUGGAGAAUGAACUGAUCCAGUCUGCUGCAGGCCUAGUGUCUCAGGUUCUGUCCACCAGUGUUUCCAUCGUGGAGAAUGACCUGAUCCAGUCUGCUGCAGGCCUAGUGUCUCAGGUUCUGUCCACCAGUGUUUCCAUCGUGGAGAAUGACCUGAUCCAGUCUGCUGCAGGCCUAGUGUCUCAGGUUCUGUCCACCAGUGUUACCAUCGUGGAGAAUGACCUGAUCCAGUCUGCUGCAGGCCUAGAGUCUCAGGUUCUGUCCACCAGUGUUUCCAUCGUGGAGAAUGACCUGAUCCAGUCUGCUGCAGGCCUAGUGUCUCAGGUUCUGUCCACCAUUGUUUCCACCGAGGAAGACAACCUGAUCCAGUCUGCUGCAGGCCUAGUGUCUCAGGUUCUGUCCACCAGUGUUACCAUUGUGGAGAAUGACCUGAUCCAGUCUGCUGCAGGCCUAGUGUCUCAGGUUCUGUCCACCAGUGUUACCAUCGUGGAGAAUGACCUGAUCCAGUCUGCUGCAGGCCUAGAGUCUCAGGUUCUGUCCACCAGUGUUUCCAUCGUGGAGAAUGACCUGAUCCAGUCUGCUGCAGGCCUAGUGUCUCAGGUUCUGUCCAGCAGUGACGCUAGAGUGAAGGAUCGUGAUGAUUCCACACUGAGAGACUCCAACCAACCUGAGGUCCAUGUGGCUGAUGUCUCAACCAAGAGAAGUAGACUAGUCAUCACUAUUUCUAUGUUUUCAACCGAGAGUGGCAAUGCUUCGGUCCAUGAAGUUGAUGCUAUUGCUACCAGCCUGGAGCACUCUUCUGAGAAAAUGUCGACCUCUACCGCUGAUGGCCACAUUGUUUCAUCCACUGCUGUAGCCAAUCAGAAGAAAACAAGGGGUGGAUUCCUCUCAUCUCUACGGAGACUGUUCACAAGAAAGAACAGGAUGCCUGCUAAAGUGGCUUCCAAGAAGGAGCACGUUCACUUGGUUGACCGCCUCAAUGCUGAAGUCACCCACUGAGGACACUCACUCACUGCUGAAGGCAUCCAGAAUGAUGCUUCUGUUUCUCCUCAACGCCACCUACACCCCUGCCCCUCUCCCCCACACCAAACCCUACCAGGGUUGAGGUGAAUUCCAGAUCAAUUCAGUCAAUUCAGCAAGUCAACUGAAAUUCCAAUUCCAAUUGUUUCUCAUAGGAGGCAAUGAGGUAAAUUUGAAUUGCUAUUGGAAUUUCAGUUUACUUACUGAAUUGACUGAAUUGAAAAUGAAUUGACCCCAACCCUGAUCCCCAAGCCCCCACCCCAUCCAUUUCUAUCUUCAGUAAAUUUUGUAGAAUUUUAUUUGAAGUUGUUUUGGAUCUUCAUUAAAACCACAAUACAUCUCUAAUGAGGGUCAGUCAUGUUACACAUCUAGAUUUAUCAUCAAAUAUUGUAGAAUUCAACAACAAAUGCAGUGGUUUAGCAGUUCAACUUCAGUACUUGUCAAUGAGUCACUGCACUGUGACCUUCAGAAACAUGUAACAUUGUGGAGAAACUGAAAAUUUUGCUGACAUUCGGUUACAAUGUAACUACACUGAACAAAAAUAUUAGCGCAACAUGUAAAGUGUUGGUCCCAUGUUUCAUGAGCUGAAAUAAAAUCCUAGAAGUGUUCCAUAUGUACAAAAAGGUUAUUUCUCUCAAAUGUUGUGUUUACAUCCCUGUUAGUGAGCAUUUCUCCUUUGCCAAGAUAAUCCAUCCACCUGCCAGGUGUGGCAUAUCAAGAAGCCAAUUAAACUGCAUGAUCAUUACACAGGUGCAUCUUGUAU